UACAACCCAAAGUCCCAAACCAAGCUUGACCAAAGUAAAACCAAACGUAAGAAGCACCUCCGACGCAUGCAGCUCUUUCUCUCUCUCGCGGCAACACUUUGAGAAUGUUGGUUGUGUCGUUCGCAGCCAAGCCAUUGAAUCGUUGAUACUUUGAGGGUUUGAAAUUGGAGUGAAGAAAACAGUGUCUACUUGGGUGGUUGCCUAAUUCAAUAAACUGAAAUUUAGAGAGCAAAAAAUGGGCUCUAUUCCCAAACAGCCUUUGUUCUGCCUAAAAUGGCCAUGGGACAUGAACCAGAAUCCUCAGACUAAUACUCCUAGUGUUUGCUCCUUUGAGGGCCCUUGGAUAUUCAAAUCUAUGCAAAGUCUUGGGUCCGUUGCGUUCAAUUUCGUCCAGUCAGUUUCCAAGUCACCGUCUUCGUUAGUCAACCAUUUUAAGCCCUUGCAGUUUGAUGCAAGAACCAACCAAAGUAAGAGUCUGAGUCCUGAAGAGCAGGCGGAGGCAGAGCAUAGAGCAUUCGCCUCCGCAUUGGCAAGCAAUAAAGAGGCUACAAUGCUUGAGUUUUACUCGCCCAAAUGCAGGCUGUGCGGUUCUUUACUUAAUUCUGUAGUGGAGGUUGAGCGUAGGAACUCAGACUGGCUUAACAUUGUUAUGGCAGAUGCAGAGAAUGACAAAUGGCUACCCGAGCUCCUUCAUUACGACAUUAGAUAUGUACCUUGCUUUGUAUUACUGGACAAGAAGGGGAGGGCACUGGCAAAGACUGGUAUUCCAAAUAGUCGACUACAUGUAUUAGCAGGUCUCUCUCAUCUUCUGAAGAUGAAGUGUCCUAGCAAAAGAACAAGCUAAUCGAUGUUUGAGGCAUUUUCUUCCAGUCUAAACCAGUCCUCAGGAGUAGAUUUUGUUUUUCUGAUUUGAUUCCGAACUUGCAAGAUAGAUCCCUUUUGUUCAUACUUCAUAAGAUAAAAGACCACUCAUUUCUUUCAUCAAUAUGCAACUAUGGAUUUGCAAAAGUAGAUCCCCAUUUCUGUACAGAUAUACAGUUGAGUUGGAGGGUAAAUGCUUGAUUAUUAUGGUAUAAUAUACAUUGCUACUUCCCUCGAGUA
This is a messenger RNA of Rosa rugosa (rugosa rose), 1101 nucleotides long. RefSeq lists its product as uncharacterized. Gene Ontology annotation, biological process: cell redox homeostasis. The transcript has 3 exons. Bases 236 to 844 code for a protein of 202 amino acids. NCBI's taxonomy places the organism in Eukaryota, Viridiplantae, Streptophyta, Magnoliopsida, Rosales, Rosaceae. The record is from RefSeq and is a predicted model, not a curated record.